Ostrinia nubilalis (European corn borer) is the source of this 1804-nucleotide messenger RNA. RefSeq names its product synaptic vesicular amine transporter-like. Gene Ontology annotation, biological process: aminergic neurotransmitter loading into synaptic vesicle; transmembrane transport. The transcript has 11 exons. The record is from RefSeq and is a predicted model, not a curated record. Gene Ontology annotation, cellular component: synaptic vesicle membrane; terminal bouton. Lineage: Eukaryota; Metazoa; Arthropoda; Insecta; Lepidoptera; Crambidae. Gene Ontology annotation, molecular function: serotonin:sodium:chloride symporter activity. Bases 167 to 1804 code for a protein of 545 amino acids.
GCUAUAUCGAAACAAUGUUUCUGAGUAGCCCCUCUACACAUUGCGUGCGACGACUGUGGGCUCGUAGCAUCAGUCGGUGUUACCGCCUUCACAUAGCAUGUGAAGCUACUGCUGGCGUGUCAUAGAGCUUGCGUCGACCCAGUGGGUAGUUGUGUAGUGUGCGAUCAUGACAGAUGGGUCGUCCUCCCAUGGAGGUUUGGCUUUUGCCCUCAUCUACUUUACAUUCUUUCUGGAUAACGUCCUGCUUACCGUCUUAGUGCCCAUCAUCCCGGACUGGGUGCGCGGCGAGGCGCUGGCGCUGUGGGCCGCGCACGACGCGCCGCUCGCCGCGCUGCUCAACACCACGGUGCACCGCAUCACCACCGAGGGGCCCGGGUCGGGCGGGUCGCAGGCGGUGGUGGGGCUGGUGCUGGGCGCGAAGGCUGGCGCGCAGCUGCUGGCGGCGCCGCUGGCGUCGGCGCUGGUGUGCCGCGCCGGGCCCGCGCCCGUGCUGCGCGCCGCCACCGCCACGCUGGCCGCCGCCGCGCUGGGUGCGUAUGCCGACGUACUACACACUUACACGGCGCCGCUAGCAGCUCUGGCGGCGCCGCUGGCGUCGGCGCUGGUGUGCCGCGCCGGGCCCGCGCCCGUGCUGCGCGCCGCCACCGCCACGCUGGCCGCCGCCGCGCUGGGUGUGGCGGGUUGUAGCAGCGUGUCGGGCGUGGGGCGGACGCUGUGCGUGGGCGCGGCGCGCGCGGCGCAGGGCGCGGGCGCGGCGCUGGCGGGCGUGGCGGGGCUGGCGCUGGCGGCCGCCGCGCUGCCCGCGCCGCAGCGGGACCGCGCCAUCGGGGCGCUGCUAGGAGCCGUGGCCCUGGGCGUGCUGGUGGGAUACCCGUUUGGUGGCGCUGCGAAUGCGUUGUGGAGUCGCGCCGCACCGUUCAUGCUCAUCUCCGUCGCACUGCUGGCUGAUCUCAUUAUGCAAUACAUGUUUCUGGAUAGAGAGGAAUUUUGCCAGCCCAGCGCCGGUGGUGGGACUGGCUGGGGCAUGCGCAGCGGCGUGGCGGGCGUGGCGGCGGCGGGCGCGCGCGGCGCGUGCGGCGCGUGCGCGGGCGCCGUGCUGCUCACCACCAGCGUCAUGGCCGCGCUCGAGCCCUGCCUGCCGCUGUGGAUCAUGGACAAGUUCCACCCGCAGGUGCGCCGCGAGCUGAAGUGGCAGACGGGCGCGGUGUUCAUCCCGGACAGCGCGGGCUACCUGGCGGCGGCGAGCCUGGUGGGCGGCGCGGCGCGGCGGCUGGGCGCCGAGCGCGUGGCGCUGGCGGCGCAGCUGGCCGUGGGGCUGGCGGCGUUAGCGGUACCGCAUGCCACUUCGGUGUCGUGGCUGGCGCUGCCGCACCUGGCACUCGGGCUGGGGCUGGGCGCGACCGACGCGGCGCUGGUGCCGGCGCUGCUGGCGCGCCAGCCCGCGCGCGUGCCGCACGUCGCCGCGCUGCUGCAGGCCGCCUCCAGCGUCGCCUACACGCUCGGUAUGCUGGCCGUCCGGCCGCGAGUGCUGUGUACAGGAACCCAUGAUGUCGCAGUAAUUAAAGACCUUGACCUAGGCCCGGUGGCGGGCGGGCUGGUGGCGUGGGGCGCGGGCUUCGAGGCCACGAUGCGCGCGCUGGGCGUGCUCAACCUGCUCUACGCCGCGCUGCUCUACCGCGCGCUGCGGCGGCACCCGCUCUCCGACCAGUGGGGCGCGAGCAGCCCGGACGACGACUCAGCCAGCGAGGAGGCGGCCGACGAGGGCGCUCCGCUGCGCCCGCAGCAGUACACUACGCUCCACUAG